Molecule: messenger RNA, 297 nt
Organism: Microthlaspi erraticum
Lineage: Eukaryota; Viridiplantae; Streptophyta; Magnoliopsida; Brassicales; Brassicaceae
Source: the annotation of a GenBank genome assembly
AUGAAUCGUCGCCUCGACGAGGUCGAUUCGAAAGUUCAUCGCGCCACCAGCUCAGCUCCGGAAUUGACGAAAGCACUCGCCGAUACCCGAAGAAGCCCGCUCACCCGCAGGCUCCGCCAGAUCGAACUACACGAAAGAGUUCGACUCAAAAUCGACUCUUACACCGGCGAAGAAGACCCCAAGAAGUGGCUAACCGCGUUCAACCUCGCCAUGAGGAGGGAGAAAUACAAAUCUUACGAUGAAAGGAGGCCAACUACUGUCAAGUAUUCGUCGAGCACAUGGCGAAAGAUGCCUUGA